AUGCUGCGCCUGCAAAAGUGCCUGAAAGGACCUGUCGUCGAAGCUGUUCGGAGUCGAUUGGUGUUACCGGACGUAGUUCAGCAGGUUAUCGAGAAGCUACGUUCCAAGUAUGGGCGGCCGGUACACUUAAUUAAAACAUUCAUCGAGAAGGUGCGGAAGAUUCCGGCACCCCAAACUGACAAGCUGGAUAGUUUAGGCGAGUAUGGGGAAGCAGUUCAGUGUAUGGUGGACCAUAUGGUUGCGGCUGGUGAACGUGCGCAUAUCACCAACCCGCUCUUGCUGCAAGAGGUGGUCGGCAAGUUACCAACGGAUCAACAGUUACGUUGGUCGCACCACAUCCGCGGAAUGACAUCAGUGGAUCUGUCCACAUUCAGCGACUACAUGGAGGAUUUGGCCGAAGACGCUGCGAGGCUGACGACGAUUGACUCUCCUUCAGUGCGCGGGACCAGCAAGGGAAGGCCUACGAAGGGCUACGUUCACGCGCACGUGGAUCCAGAUGGAGCGACAACGUCCAGCGCGGCUGAAAGGCAGUGUGUAUCCUGUAACGUCGCGGGACAUGUAUUGUCGACAUACACUAAUUUUCGAGGACUGCCGGUAAAGGAUCGAUGGAGGCUCGCCUUCUACUGCAGACCGAGAACGGCGGCAAUUCCCGAGAACCGGUGGAAAUCAGACGCACCAGGCUCGUCAAUGACGCUGAUGGACGAAGACCUGGCAAAGCAGUUAGGGGUGAAGGGAGAAAGACGACCUCUAUGUAUCAAGUGGACAGGUGAUACGACUAGGGUCGAGCCGGCAUCGAUGAUGAUCGAUUUGCAGAUUGGACCUGUGACGUCGACUAAAAGGUUCUACCUGAAAGCUGUGCGGACUGUCACCAGCCUUAGCCUCCCACCAAAAACUUUCACGAUUUAUGACGAGAGAUGGGGCCACCUUAAGCAGCUGCCAUUGCCGGAGUACCGUGAUGCUCGGCCACAGUUGUUGAUCGGGCUGGACAACCUUCGAUUGGCGGUGCCGCUGAAGACGCGUGAAGGCCUUGCAGGGGAACCGGUUGCCGUGAAGACUCGGCUUGGAUGGUGCGUGUAUGGGAAGACUGCUGGAAGCCAAAUCGGAAGGGUGCUACAUAUGUGCAAGUGUGGAGCAUCAGACGAAAACUCCACCAUCCAGGGGGCCUUACGCAAGUUUUAUGAGUUAGAGUAUCUCGGGACUGUCUCCAGUGACGUGCCAGAUCCAGAUAAACGAAGAGCACUGACGAUCCUGGAAACAACGACGGUGCGGAUUGGUAAUCGGUUUGAAAGCGGUCUGUUGUGGAAGACAGACAACGUGGAGCUUCCUUCGAGCUUGGGCAUGGCGCGACGCAGGCUCGAAUGCCUGGAAAGAAGGAUGGAACGUGACCCUAAGCUGAAAACCGUGGUGCACCAUCACAUAGCCGAUAUGAUGGAAAAGGGUUACACCCACAAGGCGACGUCUGCUGAACUUUCCGAGAGUAAUUCGAAGCGAAUUUGGUACCUGCCCUUUGGAGUGGUUACCAAUCCGAAGAAGCCAGGGAAGGUGCGCAUCAUCUGGGACGCCGCUACUAAGGUACAAGAUACGUCCCUAAAUGACAUGUUGCUGAAGGGGCCAGACGAGUUAAUUUCUUUGCCAGAGGUGCUGUUCCGAUUUCGAAUGUACGGGAUAGCGGUGUGCGCUGACGUCACAGAAAUGUUCCUGCAAAUACGCAUGUGCGACGAAAACAAGCAUGCGCAGCGGUUCCUGUGGCGGGAAGAUCCUGCUGACGAUAUCGCAACGUAUUUCGUGGACGUCGUUACCUUUGGGUCAGCCUGCUCCCCAGCCACCGCUCGAUACGUGAAAAACCGGAACGCCAGGGAACAUGCCGAGAAAUAUCCUCGUGCCGUACGUGGCAUCUUGACCGGCACGUAUGUCGACGAUUAUGGAUAG
Messenger RNA from Anopheles arabiensis, 1929 nucleotides. RefSeq lists its product as uncharacterized. Lineage: Eukaryota; Metazoa; Arthropoda; Insecta; Diptera; Culicidae. The record is from RefSeq and is a predicted model, not a curated record. The coding region runs from base 1 to 1929 and encodes 642 amino acids. The transcript has 3 exons.